This is a messenger RNA of Rhodotorula toruloides NP11, 798 nucleotides long. RefSeq lists its product as uncharacterized. Bases 1 to 798 code for a protein of 265 amino acids. The transcript has 2 exons. Lineage: Eukaryota; Fungi; Basidiomycota; Microbotryomycetes; Sporidiobolales; Sporidiobolaceae. The record is from RefSeq and is a predicted model, not a curated record.
AUGCUCACGCAGGGCGACGUCGUCCGCCUCUUCACGAAACCCGAACCUCCCCCUCAGCAAAUCGCCUUCUCCAUCCUGCACGCCUACACAUGGUCGAAAGCGCGGCGAGGCAACCUUCCCUCCGAGAUCCUCGGCAAGCUCCUCUCCAUCGUCCGCAAGCUGCACCAGAAAGGCGGCCAUGCCCUCUCGCCCAACUCGCCUAUCCUCGCCGCGUUCGAGGCGAUCAAGACGCAGUUGAUGGCUGUCAAUCGCAAGUGGCUGCAGAUGGGCGCGCAGGCGUUUGGUCCGCUUGGAGCGAUUGGAGCGACGGGAGGACACCCAGACGCGAAGUGGGCGUGGACGAAAGCGACAGACGGGCUGGUGAAAGACUUUCCCGACGGCGACGGAUCAGGGGCGAUGGGAUGGGUACCGGGCGAGCUGGACGCAGGACGAAUUGUCGGACCCGAGUUUACCGACUCGGCGGAUCCCUUCGCGUCGCUGUAUCGCAACGGCCAAAUCCCGCCUACCGACGUCGACUUGAAUGCACCGCCAGGGUACGACGGUCCGCCUCAGCCGGACGACGAGGUGGUGCAGGCGCUCAACGACCGGAUCAGGGACGACGCAGCCGGCGUGCACACGCCAAAUCGGGAUUCGGUCGACGAGGACGCACUGCGGCAUCGAGUUGGCGGGUCGACCAGUCCAUCGCCGCCGCGGGAUCACAUUGACGAGGGUGCGGCACACCUUGCACGGCUGCGCCGGCUCAAGGAGGAGAAGGAGGCCCAGGAGGCAGCGCGGGAACAGUCGGCCGUCAAGACGUGA